This is a messenger RNA of Naegleria fowleri, 4455 nucleotides long. RefSeq lists its product as uncharacterized. Gene Ontology annotation, cellular component: Set1C/COMPASS complex. The transcript is spliced from 4 exons. Gene Ontology annotation, molecular function: protein binding; transcription cis-regulatory region binding. The coding region runs from base 1 to 4455 and encodes 1484 amino acids. NCBI's taxonomy places the organism in Eukaryota, Heterolobosea, Eutetramitea, Acrasida, Naegleriidae. The record is from RefSeq and is a predicted model, not a curated record.
AUGAAUCUUUUGCAUAAUCCUUCUUCUCUGCAGAGGCGGAAUAAAGUUGUGGAUGAUGAUGAGAACGAUGAGGACGAACAGCAUUUACCUUCGUCAGCAUCGGAAGAAGAGUAUGAGGAAAGUGAAGAUGAAGAAAUGACAAACACUAAACAAUACCAAAUAGUAACUUCAACCAAACCAAAACGGCAGACCAUCAGCCGAAGCAAAGUUUCUUCUCAUUCCGAUGAAUCAGAUAAUGAUGUAGAUGACGACGAUGAAUCCAGUUCUUCAUCAUCAUCAUCGAGCGAUGAUGACGAUUCCGAUUGGAGCGUAGAGGAGCGAGAUGGAGAAGAUGUUGUCAUUAAGAAGUACAAGCAUAUAGGAGAAGAUCAAAAUCCAACAACACCGGUUACUUUUCAAGAAAAGAAAUCAGAUUUUCCGAUCAAAGUCAAAGAUGAUAAAUGCUCUAUCGGAUUAUCAGGUUAUUGCAUGAUUCAUGCAACUCAUUGUUUAGAAAGUGGAGCAUACUAUUAUGAAGUAAAAAUUGAAAAUAAUACUGAAAAUAAUUCAGUUCCUGAUUAUGCAAGGAAACCUCACUACAGAGUAGGAUGGUGUUUGAAAGGAGCUUUUGACAAAGGUCCAUGUGGAUUUGAUAAAUUAUCCUAUGGCUAUGGCAGCAAGGAUGGAAAAGUAUAUCACAAAUCAAAAGGGAUUCCAUACGGAGAACCUUUUGGAGAAGCUGGAGAUGUCAUUGGAUGCUAUAUUGAAAUUCCCAAAGUCGAAAUGCCACCCAUUAAGUACAUAGAGUCUGCAUUUUUUGGUGAUGACGGUCAACAAUACAAGCAAUUCACUGCAACUUUGGAUGAAAAGGCAGUUGUUGGAAGCAAAAUUGUUUUCUUCAAAAAUGGAAAGUAUCAAGGAAUAGCAUUUUCAGACAUAAUGUUUGGAGCAUAUUUUCCAGCCAUCUCACUCUACAUGAACGCAUGUGUCACAGUUAGAUUCGAAGCAAAUCAAUUUCAGUACAAUCCUCAUGACUGUAAUCCUGAAAUUGUGAACAAAAAUUGGAAAGCUAUUGGAGAAUUAAGAAAACGUACCAAACCAGCUUCACAAAAACCUCAAAACACACCAUCCAAAGACCUUGAGAGAGGCGAGUUUAAGGCACCAAAACCACGGCACAGAGAGGCCCUGAAGAGUAGUACAGGAAGCAUGGUAGAAGCGGCAAGAAAAUUGCAUUCUUCUCCAAGUAAUCCUAGACAUUCAAAAAUUGCGUCUGCCUCUACCCAAUCGAUUCCACUUCACAACGAUGCAGUAUCUAAAAAACACAAAAAGAACAAGUCAAGCUCAGCCCACCCAAAACAACCAAAACAAGCAUCCGCUACUGCUACUCACCAUUGUAGUGAAGGAAAGAAAUCUUCUUCCUCUAAACACAACAAGAAACCUAAAGAUCUGAGCGGUUCUGAUAUUCUCCCAUCAACUUCUCUCAGUGCAAGUAGUACUCAUAUGAAUCAAGGUCUUGAAACUUUAACAACUUCUGGUACCGUUCCAAAUAAUACGCCAAACAUGGAUCAAACAAGCGCUCCAAACAACGACAUUGCUGUAAACAGUUCCAAAGCAGAAAAUACUGUCACUCCAAUCUUGCCACAAAAUAUUGAAAAGAAAAAGCCAAAAAAGCAUCAUGAAAGUUCUAGCGGGCCAAAAUCAGAGUUUUCAAAGAAGGAUACAUCCAGUUUGCCAGAGAAGGAGCCACAGGACCUUUCCAAACCUGUGAAGGUGGUGGAAAAUGUGCCUGCAACCACAAUAGAAGAGAAGGCAACAAAUAAGCAACAACAAAAAGAUGACACAAUCGUGACAAGUUCUAGUUCUAUUGAAACCAACAACCCUGUGAACCAAGCCCUAUCGACCACUCUCCAACAAGAAUUUGCUCAAAUAGGCCUUGCCAUCUCAAAUAUUAAGGACUUACCUAAAGUAGAGACAAAAACGCUUGAACACCCGAACACUAAGAAAGCUACUUCAAAACUUGAAACGGACACAUCUCCACGAUUGUUGAAUCCUCAACCACCAACAGCCAUGCUCUCUGUGUCAGCAACAGUCGCUUCGGUCUCAAAUGAACAACAAGAUGCCAUUCUGGCAACACCAAGCAUUGACAUCUCACCUUCUUCUACCAUUCCACCAGCAACUACAACGUCACACCAAGCAGUUCCUCCGAUCUCUGUAGCAACCACAACAGCCACCACUGCCACAUACAUUACAAACAUGUCCGAUAAACCUUUGGCACAUUCUACAACAGCAACACCAACUAAGGAACGAAAAUCCAAGACCGCCAAAGCUGAAAGUUCUCUCAUGGUGAUGGCUAGAAAAACUCAAGUCGAUCACAAUCCAAAGAAAGGAAUUGGCUUAUUGAAAAACAAAAAGGAUGAAACUGCGCAACACAAAACACCACUUAAAAGGAAGAAUUCUCUUUCGAAAGAGGAAGAGCAUGUUGCUGUUCAUCAUCACACCACAAAGCUAGUGGAUCCACCAAAAUCAGCCCAAAAGAAAAAACCUGAAGAGUCAAAGCAAGCACUUACAUCAUCCUCGGAAGAUGUCAACAAUAAGAUACUUGAAAGUGGCUCCAAUGUUGUGGAAGCUCCUGAACAGCAACACUUGACUGUUGCUGCUACUGUUGAUGAUUUGUCUCCAACAAACAAGAAGAGAAAAACCAGCAAAGAAAUUCCCUAUGAACAUCCUUCAGAAAAGCAAACUGUUCGUUCCGAAUUGACUAGUACACAACACACUCACAUAGAUACUAUCAAUUUUGCUACUAAGGCGUCACAACCAAUUCAACAACAGUCACAUCCAAUGAAUCCUCAGCAAUUAUUCGAGCAACAACUGUUAAGUAGUGAGAGACUUUCAGACGUGGAACAAGGCACACCCAAUACUAGGCAACAACAAGCACAGCGCUCACAACAACCUCAACAACAGCAGCCAAUUCGGCAAGAACAUGUCGAACAAUUUAUGCCAAAUAUGCUUGUUAAGCAAAAUCAAUCAUCUUCAACAUUCAAUCCUCAAUCUCAAGAAUCCAUGAUUCGAUCUAGGAGUAACAGCUUUCAAAGCUUGUUAAAUGCGCAUCCACAACAACAAUCGCACACUCGGACGACUGACCCUCAACAAGUUAAUCCGCCUAAUGUAAACCUCACAAAUUAUCAAAUUAAUAAGCCAUCACAACACCAGAAAUUCGCUCCUUUACAGGAAACUAGUAUGCUAAAUGCAUUCAAUAAUUUAUCGACACCAAUGACUGAUCAACAACAACCUUCAAAUAGCACUGUUGUGUCGUCGUCCAGAACGGAGCAAUAUUCUGCACCCAUGUCAUUCCGUGAGCUGCUUUUUACUCCAACAGUCCCUACUUUCUCACAACAACCUCAAUCUUCUUUGUCGACAAACGUUCAUGCCCACCAAAUUGAAUCAUCAACCAUGCAGGGUAAUUUAAUGAAUCAUCAAUCUCAAUUCAAUCCAUCAAUAUUGAUGGCUCAGUCGCAUCAUCAACAAGCUCAACAAUCACAACAACAACCGCUUGCCAAUAAUUCAUCCAUUCCAUUACAGCAACCACGCAUCUCAUUACUUGCAGGAAAUGAUCAGAAAGAGCAAUUCUCAAUGAGCAAUACUGAGACAUUUGUGGAUUCCUUUAACAAGUAUAUGGCUCCUAGAAAGCUUAGCGAUCCUCCACAACCAGCAACCCCUGUCUCUGCUCAGUCACAACAAAGGAAGCAAACAUUUAAUCCAACUCAGUUCAUUCAACGAAAUGUUUCCAAUGCUGCUUUGCAACACAAUCAUCCAAGUGGCAGUAGCACCUCUGGUAACUAUCACAUGAUGUCACAGCAACAACAACAACAACCAAUUCAACAAUCAACUUCAAAUGCUUACCAUCAAAUCAGUCAACCUUCACAGAGUAAUCUCCCACAAACCAACUCCACUGUGGCAAGUAUGCAUCAACCAUAUGCUCAACAACAACAAACAAACCUUCAUCAAGCACAAAUGCGUCCACAAUUUGGCAAUUUUGGAGCAUCCAUCAUGUCAGAUAACCGAAGUCAACAAUUACCCUCAAUUUCUGAUUCGUUCACAAGUGCAGCUGCCAAUAGAAGUUCUUUACUUACUUCCAUGCCUCAACAGACAUCCACUCAACCAUUUCUGAAACAACAAAUGCAACAUUCACAACAAUUUCACCAGCAAAUGAAUUUGAACAGUCCUACCGCAUUUCAACAUGUUCAAAACUAUCCAUCCCAACAUCACCAACAACAACACUUCUCCUCCUCUGGCAUGUCACAAAAUACAGUGGUUAUGUCUCAACAAUCAUUGUCGUCCAACCACAAUCCUUCCUUCAUGAUGCAUACAGGCAAUCCACAACAAUCACAACAUUUUGCACAACAACCCUCACAACAACAACAACACAAUCAAUAUUUAUCCAAUCCCAACAAUUACAGAGGAAGUUUUCAACAAUAA